Bursaphelenchus okinawaensis is the source of this 717-nucleotide messenger RNA. The record is from the annotation of a GenBank genome assembly. NCBI's taxonomy places the organism in Eukaryota, Metazoa, Nematoda, Chromadorea, Rhabditida, Aphelenchoididae.
AUGGAAUUCAAGGCACAGUUUGACAAACUGGUUCGUAAUUCGAGAUUGGAUUUGUUUGAUACGGUGAUUAAAGGAAUGGUAAGUUGAAAGUUUUCCUGAUAUAAUUUUAGAAUAUAAACUUAUCAUGUUACUUUAGAUUAACAACUUGUGUUCACAACAAGAGUCAGCUGAAGCAAUGGCCGUUUUAGAAAAGUUUCGAACGGCAGUUGAAAAGACGAAGCAAGUCACUUUAAACUUGAAUAACGACGAGAAGGACAAGUUGAAUGCCUGGAACAAUCUCAACGAUUCCGCGGCCGAAGAAAACUUUUACACACAAAAAAUGAAAGUCAGUUGUUUACUUUAUUAAUUUUAAAUUGCAAUAAUUAAUUUCAGGAGCUUCCACCGGAGGACUACAAGAACAUCAAAAAGGCUUACAGCAAGAUACUGGAGAACAUGUUCAACUCCAACCUCCCGGAGCAUUAUAAUCAAAUGUUCUCCCAGCUGUCAGAGAAAGACUUUGACCAGCUACGACUUUUGGCAAAGGAAGAGCAAAAGGAAGGGAUCAAGGACUUUGUGCUACACAAGUCCGCUAAACUGGGUCUUGCUCAAAGUGAUAUAAAUGAUUUAUUUGAUUACUUUACAAACUCAUUCAAGCUGGUGACGUUAAAGGAAGGCUCUGGUACGCGUCAGUACCAGUACCGACCCGAAGACAACGAUGACAGUGUCUUCUGGACAUAA